CAUUCAUCAGCGUUUUCGUCGGCGUCAAGCAUUGGCAUCAUCACUAUUGAGUUGUAAGAAGGAAAGGUUAAAAAAAUGGGUGGUCGUCUAUCGGAGUCGAAGUUGCUCAAAGACUUGGUUCUGUACGCGGCUAGCACAGCACUGAGUUGCUUGGUGUUGUUCGUGGGGCUCCGACAACUUGACCCGAACCGCGAGGCAUCAAAGAAAGCCCUUCAGCACAAAAAGGAUAUAUCCAAACGCCUCGGUCGUCCCCUCCUUCAAACAAACCCUUACGAGGAUGUGAUAGCCUGUGAUGUUAUUAAUCCUGAUGACAUUGAUGUUGAGUUUAACUCUAUUGGGGGACUUGAAAGAAUAAAGCAAGCUUUGAUUGAGCUUGUGAUUUUGCCUCUGAAAAGACCAGAGUUGUUUUCUCAUGGAAAGCUUCUUGGACCACAAAAGGGGAUUCUGUUGUAUGGACCACCUGGUACUGGCAAGACCAUGCUUGCCAAAGCUAUUGCUAAAGAGUGUGGUGCUGUUUUUAUUAAUGUCAAGAUAUCAAACCUCAUGAGCAAGUGGUUUGGUGAUGCCCAGAAGCUUGUGGCUGCCGUUUUCAGCCUAGCUGAUAAGCUCCAGCCUUCUAUCAUAUUCAUUGAUGAAGUUGACAGUUUUUUGGGUCAACGUCGUACAACAGAUCAUGAGGCUUUGUUAAACAUGAAAACUGAGUUUAUGGCUUUAUGGGAUGGAUUCACUACAGAUCAGAAUGCCCAAGUUAUGGUACUUGCAGCAACUAAUCGUCCUUCAGAACUUGAUGAAGCAAUACUUCGGCGUCUUCCUCAAGCCUUUGAAAUCGGAAUUCCAGACCAAAGGGAGAGGGCUGACAUAUUGAAGGUUAUAUUGAAGGGCGAGAGGGUUGAAGAAAACAUUGACUGUAACCAUAUAGCUGGCCUAUGUGAGGGUUACACUGGUUCAGAUCUAUAUGAUCUCUGCAAGAAGGCUGCCUAUUUUCCAGUUAGAGAACUGCUGGAUGAAGAGGAGAAAGGGAAAAGAUCUUAUGCACCUAGACCAUUGUCACAGUCAGAUUUGGAGAGGGCCUUUGCCACUUCACGGAAGACAAAGAUUGCUGCAAGUGAAUACAGUGGAUCAAGCACAGGGACACCAAGAUGGACAGGGAACAGGGAAUCAGGUGAUUAUGAGGUUCAAGCUGCAAUAAGUGAACUCUCUAAGUUUGUGCUGUCUCACAUGAUUAACCGCCAACCAGAUGCCGAGGAUCUUUAAAAUGCUUUCUUAGUUUGUUCAGAGCAUUCUCUUAUUGUCAUCUAGCCUAGUCCAAAUUGUAAAAGCAUCAUUUCCCAGUUAACUAAUUCUAGAACAUGUUAUUAAGCUUCAUAUGUUGAGUAUAAAAAAGCUUGAUAGGCUAUUGCUUUUUGUUGACUCUUUGAUGCAAUAGUCCUUCCUGUAGCACUUCUUAAUGUUCCUUUUAAGCAAGAUUUUUAUUGCUGAUGA
Molecule: messenger RNA, 1482 nt
Organism: Gastrolobium bilobum
Lineage: Eukaryota; Viridiplantae; Streptophyta; Magnoliopsida; Fabales; Fabaceae
Exons: 5
Coding region: 76-1254 (392 amino acids)
Cellular component (GO): mitochondrial outer membrane
Molecular function (GO): ATP hydrolysis activity; ATP binding
Source: RefSeq, a predicted model, not a curated record